Molecule: messenger RNA, 1533 nt
Organism: Brassica rapa (field mustard)
Lineage: Eukaryota; Viridiplantae; Streptophyta; Magnoliopsida; Brassicales; Brassicaceae
Product: dihydroorotase, mitochondrial
Biological process (GO): pyrimidine nucleotide biosynthetic process; 'de novo' pyrimidine nucleobase biosynthetic process
Cellular component (GO): cytoplasm; chloroplast
Molecular function (GO): dihydroorotase activity
Source: RefSeq, a predicted model, not a curated record
UCCUUCGUCCAAAACCGUUGUUUACUAAAAGUUACAUUUACAGUUCUGCCCCUAUAUACUUUAUAAAACUACAUUUGCUGCUCACGUCUAUUAUCGGAUCUUCGUUGCCGACGUUACCUUCCAGUUACCACCGUCUUCUGCCACCGUCGACUUCUCCUUAACCGGUGUUUUUUAUUUCAAAGAAUAUCUUCUAUAAGUAGGUGAAUCUUGCAAAGCAUUUGUGAUGAUCAAUACUCUGGUUUCUCCUUCUAGUGUUGGAUUUGGAUCUCAGAAACCGAAGUUUGACAAAUCUUGUAAGAAAGUGAAGCAGAGAGCAGUAAGAAUGGAACUCACAAUCACUCAGCCUGAUGAUUGGCAUCUUCAUCUCCGUGACGGCGAUCUCCUUCAGGCUGUUGUUCCCCACAGUGCGAGUCAUUUUAGGAGAGCGGUUGUGAUGCCGAAUCUGAAGCCCCCUGUGACCACUACUGCAGCUGCCAUUACUUACCGUGAAUCUAUCAUGAAAGCUUUGCCAAUUGGGAGCAGCUUUGAUCCACUAAUGACUCUUUAUUUGACUGACAAAACCCAUCCUGAUGAGAUCAAGCUCGCCAGGGAGAGUGGUGUGGUUUACGCGGUGAAGCUGUACCCUGCCGGAGCCACAACCAACUCUCAAGAUGGUGUCACAGACCUCUUUGGGAAAUGCUUGCCAGUAUUAGAAGAGAUGGUCAAACAAAACAUGCCUCUUCUGGUUCAUGGAGAGGUCACAGAUCCGAGUAUUGAUGUCUUUGACCGCGAGAAAAUCUUCAUUGAGACGGUUCUGCAGCCUCUAAUCCAACGCCUUCCACAGCUGAAAGUAGUGAUGGAACACAUCACUACGAUGGAUGCUGUGAACUUCGUUGAAUCUUGCAAAGAAGGGUUUGUGGGUGCCACAGUCACACCACAGCAUCUCCUUCUCAACAGGAACGCUCUUUUCCAAGGUGGAUUACAACCGCACAACUACUGCCUUCCCGUUCUCAAAAGAGAGAUACACCGAGAAGCCAUUGUCAAAGCUGUAACUAGUGGAAGCAAGAAGUUCUUCCUAGGCACAGAUAGUGCUCCACAUGAGCGGAGAAGAAAAGAAUCAUCAUGUGGAUGUGCUGGUAUUUACAGCGCUCCUGUUGCUUUGUCUCUAUACGCCAAGGUCUUUGAUGAGGCGGGUGCGCUUGACAAGUUGGAAGCUUUCACAAGCUUCAAUGGACCUGAUUUCUAUGGCCUCCCGAGAAACUCUUCAAAGAUUACACUGAAGAAAGCUCCUUGGAAGGUUCCUGAGGUCUUAUCCUUCUCAUUUGGAGAGAUCAUUCCAAUGUUUGCUGGAGAAACCCUUCAAUGGCAACCAUCUUUCGAGUAAUGUGUUGGUUUGGAGUUGUCUAAACAUUUCUCCCAAAUUGGAGUACCUCUUGUAUCUUUUAAUUUUGGAUUUUCUUAUGGCUGAGUUAAAGGUCUGCAUUUUUUUUUUGAGAAAUAAAAGCAAGAUACUGAUCAAGAAUGCUUAUUUUGUGUGUUUGAAUCUGUUUUUUU